Molecule: messenger RNA, 3647 nt
Organism: Clupea harengus (Atlantic herring)
Lineage: Eukaryota; Metazoa; Chordata; Actinopteri; Clupeiformes; Clupeidae
Gene: chka
Product: choline kinase alpha
Biological process (GO): phosphatidylethanolamine biosynthetic process; CDP-choline pathway
Cellular component (GO): cytoplasm
Molecular function (GO): ethanolamine kinase activity; choline kinase activity
Source: RefSeq, a predicted model, not a curated record
UAAUGUAAAAGCAAGAGCAACAUAUGCUGCAGUUACUUGAUUCAUUCAGUGUCGCUGUUUAACACUGACUGCGAGCUGUCCGCUUGAUCAUUGCUACGUUGUAUCAUUAGUUACAUUAUUCAUAGUUUUGGUAGCUAACCAAGCUUUUCUUCCUGUAGUUUACAUUUAAGCCUGCAUUCAAAUACUCAGUUUUCAGUCAGCCCAAUUGUAACAUUGCACUACUAGCAAAGCUUUACAUUUUGUGAGGAAAAAUGAAGACCAAGUUCAUUAAUGGGGUUUCGUCUUCUCCUUCGAUGUCAUUGGGCUUAUUAGUCACUGAAAAUUCACUCGAAGUCCAGCCAAAUACAGAGAAUGACUGCAAAGAUAUCAUUCGUCCGGACGAGCCUGAUCAGCAGACGAAGCAUAAGGCGUAUUUGUGGUGUAAAGAGUUUCUCCACGGAGCAUGGAAAUCUCUGACCGAAGAUGAGUUUAAGAUCACCAUUAUCAGGGGCGGCCUCAGCAACAUGCUCUUCCUCUGCGCCUUGCCAGACCAGAUUUCCAGCGACGGCGAUGAACCAAGAAACGUUCUGCUGCGAAUAUAUGGUGCCAUUCUACAGAUGUCCUGUAAUAAAGGGGAGCCAAGCCAGUCAAACAAAGAAAAUCACUUUCAAGGUGCCGAGGCCAUGGUCCUGGAGAGCGUGAUGUUUGCCAUUUUGGCCGAGCGCGAGCUGGGGCCCAAGCUCUACGGCAUCUUCCCCCAGGGGAGACUGGAGCAGUUUGUCCCUAGCAGAAAGCUGGACACAGAAGAGCUGAGUAUCCCCAGUGUAUCUGCUGAGAUCGCUGAAAAGGUUGCCAAGUUCCACGGCAUGAGAAUGCCAUUCAACAAGGAGCCCAAGUGGUUGUUCGGCACUAUGGACAAGUACAUGAACCAGGUGCUGAGCCUGACCUUCACCAGAGAGUCCCACAUCCGCAUGUUCACCAAACUGAUGAGCUGCAACCUUCCUCAGGAGAUAGAGGGCUUAAAGAACCUGCUAGAGGCAACUCACUCGCCCGUUGUCUUUUGUCACAACGACUGCCAAGGAGGAAACAUUUUGCUCCUGAAUGGCCGUGAGGACUCAGACAGGCAGAAGCUCAUGCUGAUUGACUUUGAGUACAGCAGUUACAACUACAGGGGGUUUGACAUCGGAAACCACUUCUGUGAGUGGAUGUAUGACUACAACCACGACAAGCAUCCAUUCUUCAAAGUCCACACAAAGAAUUACCCUACCAAAGCUCAGCAGCUGCACUUCUAUGGACAGUACCUCUCAGAAUUUGACAAGGGGUUUGAUAACUUGAGCAGUGCGGACCAGCUGAAACUUAAGGAGAAGAUGGUGGAGGAAGUCAACAGGUUUGCUCUUGCAUCUCACUUCUUCUGGGGCUUAUGGGCCGUCAUCCAAGCCAGAAUAUCCGCUAUUGAGUUUGGCUACAUGGAAUAUGCUAUGGCGAGGUUCGAUGCGUUCUACGACCUGAAGAAGAAACUGGGGGUCUAAGGGUGGUUUAGAUGAACUGUUUUUGGUAAAGGGGACCAGCUGAGUCUAGAAGUGGGGAGAUGAGGGUACGGGUGAUUAAGGCAUCAAUGUCUCUUUUCUCCCAAUGAGAGAUGCUCAUCUCAGAACGUUGCUGCAUGGACCACGAUGACACCUCCAGGAUGUUCAGCUUAUACUGACUAACGUUCCAUGCCUUGCCUUGCAGUGUUUACAAGUUAUAUUCCCAAAAACUCCAUGCACUUGCAAAGUCCUCAAUACUCGUUGACGACUCAAGAAAUAUUUCCACCUAUCUGUACAUUUAGGUCGUGCUGAAAGCUAUAAGGUUUUUGCAUUUACUUACACAAAGACAUGCAGUUGAAAUGCCAACAUUGGUGGAAAAAUACCCAGAAGCACUUUCAGUGUAUUUUAUUGCAGACUCUAAUCCUGCUAAUUAAUGUUAUCUAUACAACCGCAAUGAUAGCAAAGGCACUGUGUAGGACUAAGGUUGCAGUCAGUGAGCAGAAUGGCCAAACACUAUGGACACUAUGGUCUAACCUCCAUUUAAUGUCUACAGUUCUUUUCUGUCGUCAUCAACACAUUUAAUUUUACUGUGGUUUUUUGUUUGUUUACCUCUUUCCCAACUUGAAUAUAGGCUAUGAUGUAAUUUAUGAGAUGAGUAGUUUUUUUCUGCAGUAUUAGGUUGAUUUGGUAACACCUUUAGUAACCUGUGAAAAUGGUUGAGAAACUGUACCUGUCACUAGAGGUGUACCCUAUGGGUAGACAAGAGAGGUGAGCAAAGAUGGUAGAUAUCUCAAAAGUGAUCCUGUAUAAGUAUGAUUACAGAAGUAGAGCAGAUAUCCCAUUUAACACCUGUACAAAACCGCAUUACAUCCCCAGCUUCCAUGUCCUGGGCUACUGUAACAGUGUGGAUAUAGGCACUGUGAUAUGCACGUUUGUUUACACACAGAUACACAAUCUCACGCAGAUUUCCAAGUGGGCAAGAUGUAACAAACAUCUUGCAACAAACAUGAUGUAACAGACAUCUUGCCCCCACCAAACCCUCAGAAUCAGAACAUUUAAAUGGGAUGUCUGCUUCCUGCUGGAAUCCCAGGGAAUCCAUAGUUGCACAACAAAGAAUCUGGUCACCUUACAAUUUAACCUACCGGUGUGUGGGGACUUGAGGAUUGAGUUCAAACAAUGACUGUUUUCUACAGUCAUUGAGUUAAACACAGUCUGAUCUGAAAAGAUAAAAUGUACAAUCUUCCAGCUUCCCAGUGCGAUAUUGGAAAAGCUAAUGGAGGUUGUUAGUACCAGUGAAAUCCUAAUUAGGAACUGUGGGAGACUGAAUGUUAAUGUUUCUUCUUUGAAAUCUUUUGCAUACUUUUGAGUGACAGAACUGUCUCUCCUUGAUGCCUUGUCUUGGUUAUGCCAUUGAAAUAAUUUUAUCUUCAAAAGAAUAACUGUGAUAAAUCUUUAACUCUCUUUUACUUUACAAGUCACUAUACUGUGUUUUACCAUUGUGUUUUUAUAUGUGCGUGCAUUUAUUCAAUCAUCGUAUGAUAUUUUUGAGGCAACCUGAGCCUUUUGCUAACUAUGUCAGUGGCACUUUCCGGACCAGUUAUAUGUACAUGUGUUUUUUUCCUGCAAUGGAAGAUGUAUUUUUCUUAAUAAGAAAGUUGUCUCUUUUCUUGUUGAAAUGAGUUUUCUUUUUUCCUCAUGUGAACGUUUCUGUUGGUGGUCAUUUCUUAAUUUUUGUUUUUUAAUCACAGCCAUGAAAAACAUAAAAUUCGAAAUGUGAUAAUUUUUAUGUUGAUCAAUUACUGUAUUUCUGUGAGACGAUUAACAUUUAAGAUACUGUAAAAUUACAGAGCUGCUUCUUGUUGAUGACGGUGAAUGUAAUGAUAACCUUUUUCUGAAAGGUUGCAAUGUACCCACUUUUUGAAAAUGUGAUUUAAAUUGACCCCAACAUCUAUCUCUUUUUUUCUCUUGGCCACUAUGUAAUCCUUGCUUCUAUGCCAAUAUUACUGACUCUAGCCUUAGCUUUCUCUCUAUUGUAGCUUUUAUAACAGAGAGUGUUAAAGAGGGAUUGCCAGGGUAAUCCAUAUACUGUCCCAAUUCUUGCUUUGCACAUAUAUGAUCAAUAAAGAAAUGUAAUCAACACAA